Paramecium tetraurelia is the source of this 6837-nucleotide messenger RNA. RefSeq lists its product as uncharacterized. The record is from RefSeq and is a predicted model, not a curated record. Lineage: Eukaryota; Ciliophora; Oligohymenophorea; Peniculida; Parameciidae. The transcript has 4 exons.
AUGAAUAAUUUGAACAAAAAUGCUUGCAUAGCACAAUAGAUAGAUAAACAAAACAAUGAAGUUAGAUGUUUAUUUUAAAGUCAAUGUGUUAGAGCAACAAAUCUACAUUUAAAAUCUUUAGGAUGUGAUCCAGAUUUCUCUAAGUUUUCUUGUCUUAAUGUAGUGAAUUAAGAUUGUAUAUGGUAAGGAGAAUGUAAAUAAUAUCCAAUUGAAAAUUCGGAUUAAAAUAAUGAAGAUAAUACAUGUGAAUCAUACUAUAAUCAAUCUGUAACUUCUCAGAUGUGCGCAAAAAUAAAAAAUCUUCGAUGUUAUCAUGGAGGAAUGGAAUAGGAUUACUAAUGCUUAACAUUAUUAGAAAAUGAGCUUUCAGAAAUUUAAUGCUCUCAUUAAGGCUUAAAUAAAAACGGAUGCAUUUCUAUUACCACUAAGGAUCAAACUUGUAUUUAUAAUUCAUAACAGAAGUGCAAAUUUACAGAUGUAAGUUUAUUGGACUCCUGCGAUAACAUUCUCAACAAGCAUGCCUGCCUUUCUUCUAAAAUCAAUAAUCUAUAAUGUGAAUGGACAGUUGAAGGUUGUAGAAUAUUUUAAAAUGACAACCAAGAAUGCAAUUAAAUAGUGAAUGUGAAUUAUUUAGUAUGUGAAAAUUAUGAUGGUAUCUGCUCAUAUAAUAUUGAAACUUAAAGUUGUGAGGAAGUAACUCAAUCUUAAUUAAAUAAUUUAUCUUGCUCUGAAAUUGGAUUAAGUAAAAAGGCAUGUCUACUUAUAAAAAAUACUAAUUGCACUUUUUAUAGAGGGUUUUGUGAGAAUUUAUCAGAAGAAGAUUUAAAUACAUUUGGUUGUGAUAUGUUAUUAAAUGAAGAGGCUUGUAUUAAUAUAAAAACAUAAUUUUAAUAUUGUUAAUGGGAUGGAAUCAAUUGUUAAAGAAUUUUUUUAAAUUAAGUAGUAAAUUGCGAAAUUAAAGAUAAUCACAAGUUUAAAUAUAAUGGACUCUAUUGUCAAAAUAUAUCAAAUAAUAAUGCAGCUUGUAAAUAUGAUGAUAUUUCAAAACAAUGUGUUCCAAGCUCUCCAGAAGAUGAUUGUAAUUCCAGAUAUUUAAAUUUUCUUGGUUGCUUAAAUAUAACAAAAUAUAAAUAAACUUGUUAAUGGACAAUUAAUGGUUGCAUAUAUAUAGCCAUUUUGCCAUAUUAAACAACUUGCGAAAGCUUAGGCAAUGCAAAUCCUAAUUCCUGUUCUCAAGUAAUAGAAAACGAAGUAUCUGGGUGUUAUUAUAAUAAAUCAUAUCAAAGAUGUUAAAAAGUAGAUUAAUUAGAUAAUUAAACUGCAUUAUUAGUUUCACUGGAUUGUGAAAACAAAUUAUUAGGAUUAAAUAGAAUACUUUGUGCUAGUAUAAUCAAACCAUAGACGGCCUGUAGGUGGUAUUAAAAUGAAUGCGUUAAGAUUUUUAAUCCUAAAGAGCUUUCAGAUGUUUCUUGUUAAGAAAUGAUAUAUUCAAAUUCUAAGAGUUGUGCUAUGAUUUAAUUUAAAUCAGAACCUUGUAGAUAUAAACUUUCUGCUAAAGGGUGUAUCAAUUCUGUUAAAUAAUAAAUGAGAUGUGAUGAGCCUGGCUUGAAUGCAAAUGCUUGUUCUUAAUUAGAGGAUUAAUGUUACUUCAAUCAAUCAACCUAAGAAUGUCAGCUCUUUAAUUCACAUACUUCAACUGACGAUACCCCUUAAAAUACUAGUUCAAAUAAUGAUGUAAUUGUGGUUAGCAGUUUGGACAAUUUAGAAUGUAUUAAAAGUUCUCCUACAGAAAAGAUAUGUAAAUUAAUAUCAAAACCAGGAUAAUUAUGUGGAUGGAAAGAAACAUUAGAUAAAUGUGGAGAAGUCAGCGUGAGCUUAAAUUAAAAAUGCAAAAACUUUAAAAACGUUAACAGUAAUGUUUGCGCAGAAGUAGCUUUGGAUAAUCCAGAUUAUAUACCUCCUAAUGAAAAAUAAAAAGUUGGCUAUUGUAUAUAUAAUUCAAAUACUUUUUCUUGUGAAGUUUUAGGUGGAAAUGAAGUUUGUGAAACAAAUUGUUGUACAGAGGGUAAAUUUAAUGGAAUAAAUUAACAUUCAUGCAGUUUUUUAACCAAGAAUUCUAGUAGUUAUUGUUACUUUCAUAAUGGUAGAUGUAAUGAAUUGACAUAAAAUUAAGUUGAUAUAACAAAUGAAGAAGCUGUUAAACAAUUUUUUAAUGCUAAUGAGGUUGAUGGAUUUAAGUGUUCAUAAAUGGGUAUAAAUUCAUGUCAUAUGAUUGAAUGGUCGACUUCUUAAAGAUGUUAUUUUAAUGGUUUUUCAUGCGUUAACAUCAAAUUUGAAAACUAUAAGAAUUAUAAAAUUUUUACAGAAGCUCCUUCUAUUUUAAAUCGUUUUGCUUGUUUGGCAAUUGAAGCAUCCUUAACUUUUUUCAACAUAGAAAAAUAUUUUGAAUACGAUCCUUAAAAUCAUCGUUGUAUUAGUAGGAAUUAUUAAACUUCACCUCCAUAUUAUGCACGAUGUGAGGAUGUUCAAGGCAAUUCUAAUAUAUGCUUAAGAUUUACCGAAAAUAAUUAUUGUAAAUGGGAUAAAAAGCUAUUAAAAUGUGUCACAAUCUCAUUAGAUGAAUUUGCAGAUAUAACUACUUGCGAUCAGAAUUAAAAUAUCAGAGCAUGUAGAGAAAAUAUUUACUCUUCUUGUUUUUUUUCAUUUGAUUUAGAUAGAUGCAUAACUGCUUCUACUUAUGUUCCAUGUAACUAUUUUGAUUCUAGAGGUUACGUAUCAUAAAAGGCGUGCUCAUAGAUUGACCUUCCUAAUUAAUAAUGUGAAUGGUAAAAUUAUAAAUGCAUUUUGACAAAUAAAAGUUCAAAUAAAUGUGAUGUAACCGGAACUAAUAAAUAUACUUGCUAUAAAAAUACAUAGGGAAAUUGUCGAUGGAGUAUUGAAAACUCAACAUGUUAUGAAAUAGGGUCAUUAAAAUAAAUAGUUGAAUUAGGAUGCAAUGAUAAUUUAAAUUAUGUUCUAUGUAAGUAAGUAACUAAGGAACCUUGCAUGUGGGAUGAUUCAUUAUAUGAAUGUGUUACCUUUAAUUAAACUCCUUAUAGCGAUUUCAAAGAAUUAAAUAAAAAUAAUUUGUUUAAUCCAUUGUCUUGUUUAGAAAUAACAGGAGCAGGAUAUAGAUACGAUGAAACAACUAAUAGGUGCAUGUUUAUUGAAGAUUCGAAUAAUCAAAACUCCUGUUAAUAGAUGAUAAAUUAAUAUGCUUGCUUAUAUUUGACAAGAGGAUAUAAUUGUGUAUAUGAUACUACUAAAAUGCCUCCAUGUUAAUUUUUCACAGAUGAUUAAUCAGUAUGUACAACUUCCAAUCUUAUAAAUAUUGAAGUUUGCAUGGAUAUUUCUAAAUAAUGUUACUUUUCUAAAUCCAAAUUAUAAUGUUUAGUUGCAGAUAUUUCUCAGUCUUAAACAUGCUCUUCUUUAGGUGCCUAAUUAAAUAAUGGAAAUCAUUAUAAUAAAUUAUCUUGCUCUUCCAUUGAUGAAUCAAUAACAUAGACUUAUUCUGAAGAUCAAUGUUUUGGGAGCGAAGAUAAAAAGUAAAAGUGUAAUUAUGAAAAUAAUUGUGAAUGGCAUAAUCAAAUUUAUGGGUGUUAAGUCAAAAUUUUAAAUGUAUUAUUUUUUGAUAAAGAAAAUACCGAAAAAAGUUCAGUUUAUGAAUACAGGUAUUAAAGAGAUAAUUGUACAAAUUACUGCAAUUAAUUCGUGAAAACACCAGAAUAAUAUUAGUCCCCAUAGAAUAUAACAUUUCCAGGAACUUCUGCUCCUUUACAAUGUGGCUUAAAUAAAACAUGUGAUUAUUAAGAUAAACUUUGUUAAACAGAUUCUGAUUGUCCAACCAUUUACAAAGAUCCAAUUAAAAUAAAUGAUGAUGGCACGUUGUAUUUAGGUAUUAAGUAAAAUUAAUUAUGCUCAAAACGAUGUUAAAAAAACGGUGAUAUGAUCUGCAAUCAAUAAAGUGACUAAAAUCCAUAAGAAAUUAUUAGUGAUGCUCUAAUUGGUCAUUAAUCUUGCCAAGGGAGAUGCAAUACUUCUUCUUCUGAAAUUAAGAAUUGUUAACAAGAUUAUGAAUGCGGCUUGAACGAGCAUACUUUUAAUAUAUAAUAUAAUGGUACAACUUAGUAAAAAACGGAGUCAUAUCAGAAUAUAUGCCAGUUUCAUAAAUGCACUCAUGGCUAGUAAAAUUGUACAAAUAGCACUGAUUGUCCAGAUUAUGUUGAAAUAUCAUGGAAUACAUAAAAAGCAAAUUGUUUUUAGAAAACUAUUUAUAAAGUAGUUCCUAUUUGUAAAGGAUUUGGUUAUAUUGAAUUAAGAUGCAAAAAUACUUUCUCAAAAUCACUUUGUUUAAAUGGUGUCUUAGAAGAAUGUUUCUUUGAUUUAAAUUAAGGAGGAUGUUAAUAAUUAAAAGGAAAUGAAAAUAAAAUACCUAAUUGUUCAUCAAUUUCUAGCAGAUGUAAACCUUCGGAAAAUGCCUUGUAAUGUGAUCCAAACAAACCGAUUUGUAAAAGUAGCACAGAAUGUUAACCUAAAAGUUUCUUAAACUCUUGUUUGAGCAGUUCUAAUCAAAAAGUGAUUUGUAAAGCUGGAUAAAUGAAAAUAUUCCCAAAUGAAAUUUAAUGUAUCUCUAUGGAGAGGUAAAUCUAGAUAUGUGAUCCUGUGACGCUUACUGAAGAUAUUUAUUGCAAAGAUAUUACUUAAGAUGCUUCUCCUGCUUAUUGUGCAUUGGCGAUUGACUUCUGUCGUUUUGAGUUAGAUAGUUGCGUAGAAACUGCAGAAAAAAAUGAAUAAGGUGAAUGUAUUUGUGAUUCAAGUUUUAGUAAAUCGCUUUGUGAAGAAUGCAAAUGUGUAUUUGAUUUUGUUGGAUAUUGCCAAUAAUAUCCACUUGUUCCAUAACUAAGACCAGAUGCAUCAAACAAAUAUUAUUUAUGUCAUGAAGUUAAUCAAUUAAAUAUUCUGAGCAAGUCUGUUGUUUGUACUUUGGUUGAAUAGGCAUGCAAAGUUAAUAAUAAUAAAUGCGAAGAUGCAACUCAUUAUACAUGCGAGCAAUUGAAGGGAUAUUACACAACAAAGAAAGCCUGCACUCUAUGUAAGGGUGCUAGUACUUAAUAUGAGAUUAAUAAUCAUAUUUGCUAUUAUCUUCUGACCACAAGUGUUUCAAAAUGCGAUCUGUUAAAUAAAUAGGCAUGUUUAUAAAUGACAAAAGGGAUAAAGUGUAAAUGGGAAGAUUAUGAAUGUAAAUAAAUAGAUAGAAUAACCGGAUCUGAUAGUAGAGAUUGUUCAAUUUAUAAUGAAGAUGCUUGUAUAUAAUUCUAGUAAGAUUGUUGGUUUGAUUAGAAUAUUGGUUAUUGUACAUAGUUUGAUCCAACUUAGGGUUCUUGUAAUUUAUUAUUAAAUGAAGAUCUUUGCUUAUUUUCAUUAAAGGAAUCUUGUUUAUGGGAUUCAAUUAAUUUAAAGUGUAUGAAGAAUGAUAAUCAAAUUACAUAAUGUUCAGAUUUAAAUAAAUUUGGAUGUUUAAAUUAAUCAAUCAUGUCAUGUGUAUGGUCAGAUCUUUAUAAAUGUUAAUUAACUUAUGCAAAUAACAAUGCAUAAUCAUGCGAAUCUCCUUUAUAAAGUAAUGAAAAUUCAUAUAUUACACAUUUUAGUUAAAAACUUUGUUCUUAAUUAAAGAUUCAAUCAAGUUGUUUCUUAGAUAAUUAUUAUUAAUGUAGAUAAACUAUUAUUACAGAUAUAAUUAAAUGUAAUACUUAAGGAUUAAAUAAAUUUGGUUGUAUUAAUAGAUCAAUAGGAUAAUGUUAAUUUAAAGAUGAACAACAUUAAUGUAUAGAAAAUACAAAUGAUUAAAUUGGAUGUCUUGAUUCAUUAAAUAAAUAGGCUUGUAUUUCUUAAAAAUAAACAUGUAAAUUUGAGAAUAAUAUCUGUUCUCUUCAUUAAGUAAAUACAAUUAAUGAUAUCAUUAAUUCUACUUUAUUAUUCGUUUAUUCUAAAAGUGUUUGUUAUGCUAUAGAUUAACAAAUAACAGAUUGUUUGAUAUAUAGUGAAAUAUAAAAUAGAUGUAUUAAUGUAUCGAAUAGAUAACCUUUUAUUGAUAAUUGUUAUAAAUUUACAAUGAAUAAGUAUGCUUGUUUAUAAAAAACAUUAUAAACAUGUGAAUAUAAUUAAAAUGAAAAUAGUUGCAUUUUAACAUCUUAAUAAACUUUGAAAACUAUUAAUAAUUGUUUUCCUGACAAAGAUUUAAACUGGGUUUCUUGUAUAUCUUUACCCUCUUAUUGUAAAUUCAAUGGAAUAAAAUGUUAAUCUAUUGAUUUAAAAGUUGAUACUUGUGAAUCUUUAUCUAAAUCUAAAUUUAUAGUUAAAGCUUCAGUUUGUGCAACCACAAAUGAUCAAAAUUGUAAAUUAAAUAUUACCUCAAAUACUUGUGAGAUUGUAUAAAAAACAGAUAAUUUCUAAUGCUCAAGUCCAGGUUUAAAUAGAAGAAGUUGCUUAUUCUAAACAAAAGGUUAUCUUUGUAGAUUUCAAGAUGAUUAAUGCAUUUUUGAUUUUGGAUAAGCUUAAUGUGAAGAUAUGAUUAAUGAAGAUAAAUGUUAUUCAAUCAAAACCAAAGGUUAACACUGUGCAUUUGAUUCAUCCAAAGGUUGUUAUUCUAUUGAUAAUUUCUUAAGGAGAAUUACUUAAAUGUAUUCAUUCAUUUAAAACUAAUCCAAUUACCUGUUCAAAAAGUACAGACAUACCAUGCUUUUAUAACAUUGUGACAAAACAAUGUAUAAGGUUUAUAAAUCCUUAAGAUAAAAUUGA